AGGAAGAAGGGUUUUAAUUCUAGGGCCGCGGGGGUUGACACUGAGCCAGGGGGUUGACAUGCCGAUGCCAAGGUCACACGGCCAACUGAGCAUGCAGGGCCACAAGCAAGCGAGGCCUGCAGGGCCGCACGUAGGCUGGGCCUGCAAGGCUACGGGCAGGCAAAGCCUGCAAGGUCACGCCGUGCCUUCGUCAGAGGAGGAAGAGGAUAAAGAGGACGAGGAGGAGGGGGAGGAGGACGAGGAGGUGGUCGACGACACGGAGGUGGAGGAAGAAGAGGACGAGGAGAGGGAGGAAGGCGGGGAGGAGGAAGAAGACCACAAGGAGGUGGAGGAGGAGGACGAGGAAGAGGAGGAGGAGGAGGUAGACGUGGAGGAGGAGGAAGACGAGGAGGAAGAAGCAGAUGACGAGGAGGAGGAGGAGGUGGGGGAGGAGGUUGACGAGGUGGAGGAGGAGGAAGAAGAUGAGGAGGAGGAAAAGGUGGAGGAGGUCGACGAGGUGGAGGAGGAAGAAGACGAGGAGGAGAAGGUGGAGGAGGUCGACGAGGUGGAGGAGGAGGGAGAAGAUGAGGAGGAUGAGGUGGAGGCCCUGGAGGGGGAGUAGAACGGGGAGGAUAUGGCGGGUUACGAGUCAGAGGACGAGGAUGAAGAAGAAGAGGAGGAGGAGGAGGAGGAGGAGAAGAAGGAGGGGGAGGAGGAGGACGCGACGUGGUUUCUCACCUGGGAGGCGAUGGAGACAACGACGACGGCGACGGCUCCCCGGGCGGGUGACUGGCGGGGUAUGCGCGUUCGAAUUCGAACGAGCGGGCCCAGGUUGGCCCCUCCCGCCACGCAGAUGCUCCCAGCGCCCGCCCAACCCCGCCAACCAAACCCCCAAACCCCACAACGCCCCCUGGCUGCCCUACCGGGCCCGGUACCCCCCGACGACGGAUGCGUUCGCCGGCCUCUGAAAGCUGUUGUGCGAACGUGUUCGCGCCACGAUCGGGCGAACGACCGAACGUGUUCGCCGUGCUAAAAUUACAUAAAUAUGAUAUAAUAUUAUAAUUAGAAUUACAUAUUUGUCAAAAAUUUGAAUGAAUCAUAGAUUUUUAAGAAUAUUCUUUUUUUUAAUAUUCUUUAUUUUAAAUAGGUAUAUUUUUUAUUAUGAAUCAAUUGCCUUGGUUAAG
This is a messenger RNA of Chara braunii, 1163 nucleotides long. Lineage: Eukaryota; Viridiplantae; Streptophyta; Charophyceae; Charales; Characeae. The record is from the annotation of a GenBank genome assembly.